This is a messenger RNA of Colias croceus (clouded yellow), 3273 nucleotides long. Its product is annotated as lamin-C-like. The record is from RefSeq and is a predicted model, not a curated record. NCBI's taxonomy places the organism in Eukaryota, Metazoa, Arthropoda, Insecta, Lepidoptera, Pieridae. Bases 144 to 1997 code for a protein of 617 amino acids. The transcript has 10 exons.
AUGACUCAACGGUCACGUGACCACAUUAGCUUGGGUUUACAGGUUGAAGAGAAACGGAGUUGUACGCUUGCCUUCGAUAAUAAGGUGUUGUGGAAUUAAUUCCGCGUGUAUUUAGAAAAUAGUGACUGAAAAAAAUAUUCAAAAUGUCAACAAAAUCUAAAAAGACUGUUUCGUCGUCUUCUAACAUAAGUGUUGUGUCAUCAGUGCAAAGCCCACCACAAUCAAGCACUCCUGUUGGUAGCCGCCCUUCUAGUUCUGCCGGCCGGCCGAAUAGCCCUCUAAGUCCAACGAGACACAGUCGUUUACAAGAAAAGGAGCAUUUACAAAAUCUCAAUGACCGCCUUGCAGCCUAUAUUGAUAAAGUACGCCAACUCGAAAGCGAGAAUUCGGGGCUUCGUCGUGAAAUACAAACCACACAGGAGGUCGUCACACGCGAGGUUUCCAACAUAAAAGGAAUGUAUGAGCAUGAAUUACAAGAUGCCAGAAAACUGUUAGAUGAUACAUCCCGCGAGAAAGCUAAGUUGGAAAUCGAUCUCAAGAGAUUGUACGAAGAAAACGAUGACCUAAAGAAACGCUUGGACAAAAAGACAAAAGACUGGCAACAAGCAGACAAUUUGGCGCGCCACUACGAAGCGCGGUUCACGGAAGAAAGCAACAAAUACAACACUGCCCUUGCUGAUAAAAAGAAGGCUCAAGAUGAAGCUAGAGACCUGGCCAAGGAAUUGGAGAAAUUGCGUAAAGUAUACGCCGACACGCGUAAGACCCUCGAAGAGGAGAUGCUUUGCCGCAUCGACAUGGAGAACACGGUGCAAAGUCUGCGGGAGGAGCUCUCUUUCAAGGACCAGGUGUUCCAACAAGAGUUACAAGAGACCCGUACACGAAGACAGGUCGAAAUUUCUGAAAUUGAUGGUCGUCUUGCCCAGCAAUACGAAGCUAAGUUACAACAGAGCCUGCAAGAGCUGCGCGAACAACAGGAGGCCAAUAUUAAGGCAAACCGGGAUGAAAUCGAAGCUCUCUAUGAAAAUAAGCAGUUGAAGAACCUGCAAGCGGCGUCGAACCGCAACAGCAAUGCCGCUACCGUGGCCGUGGAGGAACUGCGCACGAUGCGCACGCGCAUCGACAGCCUCAACUCGACGCUCAACGAUCUGGAGAACAAGAAUGCCGCUCUUAGCAACCGUUGCCGUGAACUGGAACGUCAACUCGAAUCCGAACGUGCUCGUCACGCAGAAGACUUGGCGUCUCUCGAACAAGAGUUGGCGCGCUUGCGGGACGAGAUGGCGGCGCAGUUGCGCGAAUACGCGACGCUCAUGGACAUCAAGAUAUCGCUCGACCACGAGAUCGCUACCUACCGCGCGCUUAUCGAGGGCGAGGAGGAUAGGUUGAACCUGACCUCCCAGUCGCCGGGCCGCGAGUCCCGCGCGUCAAUGAGCGGCGCGAGCGUGAGCGGCGCUGGGCGCGUGACGCCCGGGCGGCGCGCGACCCCGCUGCGGGCCGCGCGCAAGCGGACGCUGCUCGACGAGAGCGAGGAGCGCAGCCUGCAGGACUUCAGCGUCACCUCCAGCGCCAAGGGGGACCUGGAGAUCGCGGAGGCCUGCCCCGAUGGCAGCUUUGUGAAGAUCAGGAAUAAGGGCAAGAAGGAGCAAAGCCUCGGCGGCUACCAGCUGAUACGCAAGGCGGGCGAACAGGAGACCCUGUUCAAGUUCCACCGCACGGUGAAGCUGGAGCCGGGCGCGGUGGCCACCGUGUGGUCGGCGGACGCGGGCGCGGACCACGACCCGCCGCGCGACAUCGUGAUGAAGGGCCAGAAGUGGUUCGUGGCCGACACCUUCACCACGGCGCUGCUCAACACUGACCAGGAGGAAGUGGCGGUGUCGGAGAGACAGCGGCGGCAGGUGAGCACGAGCGCGCAGAGACAUCGCGAGCUCGCACACAAGUUCCCGCGUCGUGAAGGGCUUGGCGAAAUCCGCGAGGGUGAAGAGAAUUGCCGUAUCAUGUAACACCUAGUAGAUAAAACGGUUGUAUCCAAUGAUCGUGUUCGAUUUACAACGGUGCCUCACCUUUCUCUAAUUAGGGUUCGCCAGCUAGGCUUACCCCGUUAUUACAGAUUUAUUUCUAUAGAAACACCAAAGUGGCUCGAUAGAUGGCUCUUAAUCUAGCCGUUCCAGUAAAGAAAUGUUUAAAUGUGAACAUGUUUUUGAAUUUUAAGUUGCAUACUAGUGGUCUUAUGUUUUUCCCAAGUUGUUUUUUUUUUUUUUUUUUUUUAUGAAAUCUCCUUAAUACUUUCACUAAUAAGAAGUCAAUUCAGGCAUCUUCAUAGAAAUAUAUUAUUAACACGCAUUUAACUUUUUCCUUAUUGGAACGGCUUUAAGUUUCAAACAGUGAAAAUAUUUAAUUAGUGUCUCUCUAUUCUUGUGUUUGCGAAGUUCAAAUUUAUAGUUCAAUUAUUAUCAUCCUUAAAUGUUAGAAACCAAGUUAACAAGUCGCUCGAUUUUGAUUUUUAGCAUUCAAGAUCCGCCUAUCGUGCCAUUUUACGCCUUUCCGUAUUGGUUCUAUACGACCAUUUUUAUAUUAUACAUCACUUAAUAUUUAGUAUUGAACUUUUCCAAUAAUUUCAAAACAUGAAGCCACUCGAUGCCUUAUUUGGCUUCGCCGCGUAAGCUCAGUGAACAAAGUACAAAGGUUUUUGGUUCACUUUGUGUUGGUAAGUGUAGAAAUAUAUAUAUUUUAUUAAUUAUUUAACUUUAAGAUCCCCACCCAUAACAUUUGCGCUAGACAAUGAAUCGUGUCAGACGUUUGAGAUAGCCAUUGCGUAUUAAGCAGCAAUCAGUAGAUAAAAUCUACAAAAUAUCAUGAUAGUUAGUAGCUAUUGACUAGAGUACUAGCAUCAUUAGUUUGUAAGAUUAAGUUGACCACGUUGCAUUGGUUGUCAAUUUAGAAUAAGCUACAUUUUCAUAAUUAUAAUUAAAUGCUAUUUUUUUAUAACAAACACAGGUGCAAGUCUCAAAUUGUAUGAAGCAUUUAUGACGAUAUUCAAAUGGGCUUAUAUUGUGUGUUUAUGUAAUUUGGUUUUCUAAAUUAAUUCAUUUAGUACUAGACUUAAUUUAAGAAAAUGUACUUUCAAAUUUAGGCGAAGAGGACAGAAUCUAAUUAUUUUUCGUUUGUGUUCUAUUUUUUUAAGUAAUCAUAGAAUACUUUAAAUUGGAUUAAUUAUAACUUCCUUUUGCAAAUUACAUAACAUUAUAAAAUAAUAAAUUUAUAUUUAGUUUUAAUCAA